Osmerus eperlanus (European smelt) is the source of this 3429-nucleotide messenger RNA. It is a transcript of the gene casd1, whose product is annotated as CAS1 domain containing 1. The record is from RefSeq and is a predicted model, not a curated record. The transcript has 18 exons. Gene Ontology annotation, cellular component: Golgi membrane. Gene Ontology annotation, molecular function: N-acetylneuraminate 9-O-acetyltransferase activity. The coding region runs from base 55 to 2448 and encodes 797 amino acids. Lineage: Eukaryota; Metazoa; Chordata; Actinopteri; Osmeriformes; Osmeridae.
UCCGUCCAGACUGCAUCUCAUCUGUCUGCUUGUUGUUGUCAUGGAGGUGCAAAGAUGGCGGUCCUGGCCUAUAGCCUAGGCAAACGGGACAUUAAUCAGUAUUUUAGUAUAAAAAAUGCAAAAUUAUUAUCUCUCGUCGCCGUAGUUUUACUUCUUGUGCUGCACACAGCGUCACGGUGUUAUGGGGGCGGCGACUCAUGUGAUUGGCUGUUGUCCAGCGGUCGCUUCCUGGGGGAAAACGCCUGGCAGCCCUACGGCUGCAUGAUGCACAAGUACAGAAGCACUGAAGCGACAACUUGCCUGUCUGAGAAACGGGUGGCCUUUGUGGGCGAUUCAAGAAUCCGGCAGCUAUUCUACUCUUUCAUCAAAAUCAUUGAUCCUGAACAAAGGGAGGAUGGCAUCAAGCACGAGAACAUCCCCUUUGAGGACCAGACCUCCUUAGUGAAUGUGGACUUCCUCUGGUACCCUGAGGCAAAUAACUCCAUGAAGGAGCGCCUGACAGCAUGGACUGAGGAUCCAUCGACCAGACCGGAUGUGGUGGUCAUUGGUGCUGCAACAUGGUCCAUCAAGCUGCACCACGGCAGCAGUGAGACGCUCCAGCAGUACAGAGUGAACCUGACGUCCAUCUCCUCUCCCCUGGAGACCCUGGCCCUGGACGGGGACGUAUACUGGGUCCUGCAAGACCCUGUGAAGGAGCAGGCGCUCAGUGACAGCAGGAGGAUGAUCACCAACCAGCAGAUCGACCAGUAUAACGAGGCAGCGGCCGGCGCCCUGAACAGCAGCGGGAGGAACGGCCGGGUGAAGCUGCUGGCCGCCUCGCGCCAGGCCGCCGCCCUCACCAUCGCCCAGUCAGCCGACGGAUUACACCUCCCAGAAGCCACCAGGAAUGUGGGAGCCAUGGUCCUGAUGAACGCCGUGUGCAACAAGUUCCUGCGGCCCAUCGAUGGCUCCUGCUGCCAGCCCGCUGCCGCCCCCAACCUCCUCCAGAAGCUGUGUGCCGGCAUGUUCCUGGCGUCCGGCCUGGCGUUCCUGGCGCUGCACGCUCUGGGCUACAGCCGCCACCACAAGGCCCGGCUCGGCCCGGCCGACGUGGAGAGCGGCGAGGAGAAGAAGCCGGACCUGGGGCUAGCGGCGUCGGGGACCACGUUGGCGUUGCGGGCGGUGUGCAAGAUGGGGGUCAUCAUGGCGUACUUCUACGCCUGUGACCGUGCCGACGUGUUCAUGAAGGAGCAGAAGUUCUACACACACUCCACCUUCUUCAUCCCUCUCGUCUACAUCUUUGUGCUGGGGGUGUUCUACAAUGAGAACAGCAAGGAGACCAAGCUGCUGAACCGGGAGCAGACUGAUGAGUGGAAGGGCUGGAUGCAGCUGGUCAUCCUAAUCUACCACAUAUCUGGAGCCAGCGCUUUCAUUCCAGUGUACAUGCAUGUGAGGGUGCUGGUGGCUGCUUACCUGUUCCAGACCGGCUACGGUCACUUCUCCUUCUUCUGGCUCAAGGGAGACUUUGGUCUGUACCGUUUGUGUCAGGUUCUAUUCCGUCUGAACUUCCUGGUGCUGGUGCUGUGUGUGGUGAUGGACCGGUCCUACCAGUUCUACUACUUUGUUCCGCUGGUCAGCUUCUGGUUCGUCAUCAUCUACAGCACCCUGGCUGUGUGGCCCCAGAUCCUCCAGAAGAAGGCCAACGGAAGUGGGAUGUGGUACCUGGGUGUUCUGCUCAAGCUGCUGGGCCUGCUGCUCUUCAUCUGCUUCUUCGCCUACUCCCAGGGCUUCUUCGAGAGUGUGUUUUGUGUGUGGCCCGUGUCCAGGCUGUUUGAGCUGAACGGCAGCGUCCAUGAGUGGUGGUUCCGCUGGAAACUGGAUCGAUUUGCAGUCAUCCACGGGAUGCUGUUUGCCUUCGUGUACCUGGUGCUCCAGAAGUGUCAGGUUCUGUCAGAGGGGAGAGGAGAUGCACUCUUCUCCCCCCGGCUCUCCAACCUCCUGCUGCUCCUCUCUGUGGGCGCCUUCAUCAUCUACUCUGUGUGGGCCAGCAGCUGUAAGAACAAGACUGAGUGUAACGAGCUUCAUCCCUACAUCUCUGUGGUCCAGAUCCUGGCUUUCAUUCUGAUCCGGAACAUUCCGGGCUACGCUCGCUCAAUAUACAGCUCUUUUUUCGCCUGGUUUGGGAAGAUCUCCUUGGAGCUGUUCAUCUGCCAGUACCACAUCUGGCUGGCUGCAGACACCAAGGGCAUUUUGGUACUGCUCCCUGGAAGCCCCUCCUUCAACAUCAUCAUCAGCACCUUCAUCUUUGUCUGCGUGGCCCAUGAGAUCUCCCUCAUCACCAACGACCUGGCGCAGGUGGUCAUCCCCAAGGACGGCGCCUCCCUGCUGCGCAGGCUGGGCGCCCUGGGGCUGGGGGGCCUGGCCCUGCUCUGGGCCACCAGGGGGCGCCUGCCCUCCCUCGGCCCUUAAAGCAUCCCUCCGGCUGGGUACAGAGGUCGGGGACAGAGGCUGGAGGUCUUGGCAGGCUGGAGGUCAUACUCAGCCCAGACGUCUUCCACCGGCAGCUGUUUAAAGGAUUUGCGAUGGCAGCUUUUUUGGGGGGGGAGGGGGUCUUGCAAGACAACUUGUCGGCCAUCUUGCUGGCCUUGUCUGCGAUGGACAGACGGCUGGUCGGUAGCCGUGUUUGAGGUGAGUCAGAGACGCUAUGGCGUCGUGGCGACGCUAGCAGAAGGCCCGGUCUGCCUGGAGACUGUGGUGGAAGUUGUACACUGGAGAGGAGGAAGGAGAGCGUCUACUGAAGGAGGGUUAGAAGGAAGGGGGGGGGGAGGUGUGUGUUUAACAGCUCCUUCCAGCCUUUUAUUGGAGGAAAGGCUGGCCGUAUGUUUAAUCUGAAGAGGAGGGCAACACCCUGCUCCUCUUGCCUGAAACUGUUCCCUGCAAAAUUCCAGAAGGACUCCCUCGACCGGAUAUGGUGCACUGGUUCCGCCCAGACGACGGUUAGUAAAGGUGUGCUCCUCACGCACAUGCCUGUUUCAGUUUGACCUCUGAGCCAGGAAGUGCUUCAGGUCUGUGUUCAGCAGAACAGUCACCUUCUGGAAAGGGGGGACAUCUAACCCACUGCUCCAAGCUGUUCUUGGAGCAGAAGAACUGCCCAGAUGUCACUGAUCUCUGUGCAAUGAACAAUUCAGAUCUUCUUUGUUGUGGUUGCAUAAUAAAUAAUCAAAAAUCUAAAGCAGUUUAUAACAGCCAGGAUAGAAUGAACAGACAUUUCAACAUUAUAGAAUAUUUCUAAGAGAUUAUAAAAAAAUGAAAAAAAUCUUUGUAAACACUUCUUUUUUUUAUUUUUUAUCUUUAGGACCUUUGCCUUGUGCACUGGUUUACGUGACCUCACCAACCUUUCUCUGUUGUAUGUACAGUAUUUAAUGAUUUAAAUUAAGCAUAUAUUUUGUA